Ostreobium quekettii is the source of this 1002-nucleotide messenger RNA. The record is from the annotation of a GenBank genome assembly. NCBI's taxonomy places the organism in Eukaryota, Viridiplantae, Chlorophyta, Ulvophyceae, Bryopsidales, Ostreobiaceae.
AUGACCAUGCUCGAAUUCAUAGGCGCAGCGACCCUAGCCAUCGCCGCCCUCGUGCUGCUGUACCUUCUUCUUGAUCGUGUCAUUUGUGCCCUGCCCGGCGUGCGAUCCCUCGAGGGAGCGGCCAUCGUCGUGACGGGCUGCGACUCCGGCAUUGGACGCUGCAUCGCCCUCCACCUGGCCAGAACACACAGAGCCCAUGUCUUUGCGGGAUGCCUCACGUCGUCAGGCGCUGACGCACUGCAAGCUGAAACCAGUGAAGGCCACCGUCUGAGCCCAUUUUUGAUGGACGUCACGAGCGACGCCAGUGUGGCGGCGGGGCUCGAUUUCGUGAAGGGCCGCCUGGAGGGUCGCCCGCUGUUCGCCGUCAUCAACAACGCGGGGAUAGCGAAGGGCAUGCUCGUCGAGUUCACAUCCAUGGAGGAGUACAAGGCCGUGAUGGACGUCAACUUGUUCGGCAUGAUCCGUGUCACGAAGGCAUUCUUGCCGCUGCUGGUGGAGGCGCGGGGGCGGAUUGUGAACAUCACCAGCUGUGCCGCCUUGGGUGCGGGCCCCGGGGGUUCUGCUUACGCGGCGUCCAAGUUCGCAGCAACCGCAUUCAGCGACUCGGCGCGCCGGGAGCUCCAGUCCCAGGGCGUCAAGGUGGUUCAGAUCCUGCCAGGAUUCCUGAAGACCGGUAUGACCCAGCCGGAGUACACGGAGAGCAUCAUCAAAGAGCCCUUCUAUCGCACUGAUGCUGCGAUACGGGAGCGGUAUGGGGGGGAGAGGCAGAUGACUGAGGUGGCGGAGUAUAUGAUCAAUAUGAUCAAGACGUUUGCUGUUGAGCCCGACAUCAUCAUGGGGCCCAUGCUCAAAGCGCUGCGGUGCAGGUACCCCAGACCGAGGUAUCUAUGUGGGAAGGGUGUACACUUCAUCUUCUAUCCGUACUCUCUUCUACCCACCAGGCUGCUCGACCACAUGAUGGCGGCUCCAUUUGUGGCCCGUGCCACUCCGGAAGUGGAUUGA